AAAAGUAGUAGCAGCAGCAGCAGCAGUAGCAGCAGAAGUAGAAGUAGAAGUAGAAGUAGAAGAAGAGAAGAAACUCACCGCAUCUGUGACAUAGGAAAAGGAGAUUGCAAAGGAAAGAAAUUGAGAGAAACUAAGUAGGAAGAAGAAGAAGAAGAAGAAGAAGAAGCAAGUUGUGAGUUGGUUGCUUCCGAUAUUCAACCAAGCGUUCUCUAUAUCGGGGAAAGUGGAACGGCCACGUGAAAUCCGGUCUAUGGUGGACAGAAAAAUAUGAGCAUCUCGUGAAAUCCGUGACACAGAGUUGGAGUUUUUAGACGAGAAGGGAGAAAACAUCCACCCCUCUCCCCCCGCCCACCCCACUCAUCAUGGAGACCGAAGAGCUCACGAGACUCGUCGACGAGAUAUACAAGAACAUCCUAGACAAGUUCAAUCCCGGUGCAAGGCAACUGAUCAAUGCUGGUAAAGCGUACCUGAAGGCACUUCACGCUGCAGCAGCAGCAUCACGAGUUUAUGUUGACGCAUUAUCCAGACUUGCACGUCAGGCACAGCUAGGAACAUGGGGUGGUUCAAAAGAUGUCGCUGAAGGCAUUCUACGUUGAUUUCUUGGUACCCUUAGAAACGAACUUGGAGAAAGACACGAAGGUAGUUCAGAGUGAACAGAAGAAAUUUUUGCAACAACACAAGACCAGAUCAGAAACAUACAGCAAGGCAGCAGCUACCAUGAAAAAGCAAAGGAAAAAAUCAAGGGGUGCUGGUAAAAGUGGAUUGGCCAUGGACAAGGAAUUGAAAAAUAUGCAAAUACUUGAGGAAGAAAAAUCAAAGCUUGACGCUUUUUGUGAACAAAGUUUAAAAAACGCUAUGACACAAGAAAGAAGAAGGUACGGAUUCGUUCUUGAACGACAAUGUUCUUUGGCAAAACAUUGCGCAAGUUUUUACGAAGUUGCCCUAGCUGCCCUUCAUCCCUCGGUUGACAAAUGGCGCGAAGUUGCAGCUACUCGUGAAUAUUUACCACAAUCUGUUGAAGACAUGUUCGCCUCGAGACUUAGGCAAGUUUCUUUUUGGCCAGAGGACGAAGAAAAUGGUGGAUCAGAACUAACAAUGAGUUCACAAUUGAGGAAAACACGAAGCAUGGAUAGUUCUUGUUUGGAACUUCGUCUAGGUCCACCAUCUGGCAACACACCCUCCAGUGCUCAUCACGGACCACCACCGCAUUUACCAGCUGUGCUUUCCAGAGCACGAUCGGAGGCCAAUUUGCAUGCCUCCACGUUAUCCCUUGGUCCAGAGGUUCCGGAAACUCCCCCACGACCCAGAUCCAUAGCUCCUCCGCUUUCUCGUAACAGUGUUGGAGGACUAGGAGGUAUAGGAAUAGGAGGAGGUAGUGGAGGUGGAGGUGGUGUAGGUGGAGGAGGAGGCAGUGGCAAUGGAACAGGACCGAUUUCUGGUGGUUGGGGUGAUGCACCACUCGCAAGAGCACUCUUCGCUUAUCUCAGUUCUGGAGAGAAUCAGUUGAGCUUUCUAGAGGGUGAUCUCAUCGCACUGAUGGGUGAUCGUCAAAAGGGUUGGCAAUUCGGUGAAAAUCUUCGUACGCAAAGUUCAGGAUGGUUCCCAUUGGCAUAUACCGAAGUUAUUAUCGACGAUAGUUUAGGAUCGCCUAGUCAUGGUGCAAGCAAUGGUCGAACACCGGAACCACAAGCAGUGCCACCGUGUAAACCACCACCCUCUCGUCCACCAGUCACACCGAGUAGCAUCGACGAGUUAUCGAGUGGUCAUCAUGGUUCUGGAAGCAAUAACAUGAACAGCAACAGCAAUAAUAAUAACACUAGUAGCUGUGGAACACCGACGAAUGUACCUAACAGUAACAGUGCACACAAUUUGGCUACUCCAACAGCUCGCCAAUCGAAAUCGAUCCGUCCAUCGGGUACAUUGCCAACAGUUUUGGCGGGUGGUCGUAGAGUUCAACCACCUGUCCCACCAAUUCCACCACCCCAAGCUGUGACUUCCCUUCACAGCAGCAACGACAGUGGAUUUUCUAACGAACCACCUGCUCAACCGGAUAUCGAUUAUAGCGACGACGAGGCCAUGAGACAACGUCGAAGAAAGGGACGUCCAGAAAGAGCCAACGAGUCUGGGAAACAACAACAACAACAACAAUCGAAGGAUGAUCAGAAAAGUUGCAACGAUAAAAAUUGGGAAAACGAUUCGUGGAAAACAAUAACCAGGGAAGAAAAGAGCUGGCAACUUUAUAGAACUGCAAUGGACUUGUGGGCUGAAUCCAACGUUAAUCAAAACAAUGAAAACGAUGAACCAAUAUCUGGUAGAUAUUCCAACAACGGUGGUGGUGGUGGUGGUGGUAGUAGUGGUAAUCGACGUUACGAUAACACUCAGGAUCGACAGAACAACACACGGGAUUAUUCUAAUCGUGGUACUAUGGAAAAUGGUCAAUCGAUUAACACAGGUAAACGUGAUAAAAAAACGCAAGAUAAAAUUCAAAAGAACGAUUACGAAUCAUCGUCAUCACGUUUAUUAAAUCGACCAAAUCCUAAUCAUCGUAACAAAUAUUCCGAUGAUAAUUCUUUAUCAAGAAAUUCUAAUCGUAGAAACAACAAUAAUAAUAAUAAUAAUAAUAAUAAUAAUAAUAAUAAUAAUGAACAAACGAAUCAAUCAAGUUUACGUCGCGACAAUUCCAACAAACGAUCUAACAACAACAACAAUAACAAGGAACAAGAAGAAACUGAGGAAGACGAGUUGGAUUUGGACGAUGAUGAAGAUGACCCAUACAAUUCUGGUGUUGAUUAUCAGAAAAAAUAUUACGACGAUAGAAUCGAUAAUCAAGAUCGUAAUUCUCGUCGUGGUGGUGGUGGAGGUGGUUAUCGCUCAUUGGAAACAGAUGAUUCGAAAUACGAGAAUGAAAAGACAUCGUCAAGCACAUCAUCCGAUAGUGACGAUGAGAGUACUAUAACUGUACCAGAAACUGGUAGAAAGGUUGAACAUAUUGCACAAAAGUUAGAACAAACUGCUCAAAAGUAUGCGCGUGAACAUAGCCCACCAAAAUUUAUUGAAAGAAGACAUGAUUAUAAAAGUUUGGAACGUAAUAACAGGGAGGACAAACAACAACAACAACAACAACAGCAACAACAUCAGAACAGUUAUGACAGGUAUAAUAAUAAUAACAACGAACGUGACAGGAAUCGUCGUAUGGCUCAAAGAUUGGAAAAAGAAAGGGAACGUUAUUUCGAUAAAUCGUCCGGCAUAUCGGCUAAAAGUAAUUCGACUUAUGAAAGAGAAAGAACAUUUGAGAAAAAUCCUGACAGAAAUAGAAACAUAGAACGUUCAUCUGGUCGUCGUUUUGAAAGACCAAGACCACCAUCUGAGGAAGCACCCGAGAGACCAACAACAACCACCGAUAUUGUACGUUCGAACAAUUUUUAUCGUGAUCGUUGUUAUUCCGACAAAGAGGAAGCUAUUUAUGGUGAAACUGGUAGAUUCAUGAGAGAUCCAAUUUCCCUAGAAAAGGAACGUGGUUACGAGUCGAAUUUUGAGACCAAAUUGGAAAGAACUAAAGUUAUUGAGAGACACGGUUAUCAAACUACUUUAGCUCAACAACAAAGUAAUCAUCAACGGGUUGAUAGAAAUGGAGCAAAUACUUUGGAAAGAAAUGAUAAUAAUAAUAAUACAUUGAAGGAUGAUAGAAGACCAUUGUUACCACGACAAACUACUGCGGUUGGUCAUUUGAUACAAACAGGAAGAUCGUUUGAAGUGGACACGAAGAGUCCUAAAUUGGUUAAAAGAACUAAAUCAUUUUGGAGAUUUCGUAGAGAUUCCGAUGUGUUGGAAGGAAUGGCAUUAUGGCAACACCGUUCAUUGGUGGAUAUACCGAAAAUGAUUAAAAAAGAAAUGAACGAUGAUAAAUCUAAUACUUUGGAAAAAUCACAUUCUAAUAAACAAAGUUCUGAAGGUAGUCCAAUGUCCAGGCAAAGUCUUGAAAAACGUGACAGCGAUGUUACCCUAACCAAUGAUCAAUCCAGUCAAGAAGAACCGAAACCAGCUGAGAGGAUUCACGUACCAGAUAAAAAUGAUUAUUUCGAUGAUUUUCCAACCCCCGCUGAAAGACCUAAGGUUAUCGAAAGAUCGGAAUAUCGAAUGCACCAAGAAGAAAGGGCAUACUUUGUUGGAAAUGUUUCAAGAAAAGCCAUCAUAGAAAAGGAACGUAAACGUAGUCUGGAAGCUAAAAGAAAUAUGAUCGUUGCUGAGCUUAAAGAAAACAACGAAGCUAAGAGAAAUGAAAGGAGAGGACAGAAAAGUUAUGGGAAUGAUAACGACAAUGGUCUUAUACGAAAUUUCAGUGAAACUGAAGCUUCCGAUGAGGAAUCCACUUACAGUUGUAUCGUCGUCAAAGAUCAAACGGUUGCAGAAAAGACCCUAUUACCGAGGACCAAAUUAAGACGUGAUUCAGAUCGGGAAAGGGACAAGAACGUUUGCGGUCCAUGGUACGAUUUAUGGGGCGUCGACUCGUCCGUCAACAAUAAGAAGAAAAAGAAGAAACAACAAUAAGAUUGUUUUCUUAUCUGGUUUUUCUUUUUUUUUUGUUUUAUUUUAAUUUUUAUUUUUUAUUUUAUAUCUAAUUAUUGUUUUUCUUUUUUUUGUUUGAUCAGGUUGAUCGAAAAGUUC
Polistes dominula (European paper wasp) is the source of this 4665-nucleotide messenger RNA. It is a transcript of the gene IRSp53, whose product is annotated as Insulin receptor substrate 53 kDa. Gene Ontology annotation, molecular function: protein binding. The record is from RefSeq and is a predicted model, not a curated record. NCBI's taxonomy places the organism in Eukaryota, Metazoa, Arthropoda, Insecta, Hymenoptera, Vespidae. Gene Ontology annotation, biological process: positive regulation of actin filament polymerization; actin filament bundle assembly; actin crosslink formation. Gene Ontology annotation, cellular component: cytosol; nucleoplasm.